AUGAGUAUAAUAGUGUUCAAACAUCAUUCUACGGGACCGAUCUCUAUAAGUGUCGCGGGGAAUUUCACGAAAUGGGAAAUAGAGCCCAUGGUUUUUAAUGACACGGAAAAACAGUGGGAAUACGAAAUCGACGAAAAAGCACUCCAGGAUUGUCCGCACCGCAAUGGCAAAACUCACACAUUUUUCAAAUUUGUUGAUGCCAACGGUACGUGGUUUACCGAUGACAAUUUCGCAAAAGAAAUCGAUGAACAUGGUAACGAAAAUAAUGCUCUGUAUUUGCCCGUCGCACCUGUAGCAGGAACGUCGGUUUUGGCAAAUCGAGAGCCACAACAGCAACAAGAUGCAGAACGAGUGGAUAACUUCAACGAUGGGGAACAUGAGGAAGAAACAGAAAGAAUCGAAACUCCCAUCAGUCCCAAUCCUACGCCUGCAAUUCCAUUACCUGGAAAUUUCGAUGUUGGGACUUCAAUGCCGGUUGCUCAGCAUGAAGAGUCGCCUGUGCUAAUCAACGAGUCCGAUCUAGAAGAACAAUUCCACGAAACGGAGGAUCAAGGAACGAGAUCUGUGGUCAGAAAUAAUCAGGCCGAUUCAAGCCUAGAUGCAUCUGCCAAUAAGAACCCAAAAGAAUAUAAAAAUUUCCUUAACAGUAUCAUCCUUUUUUUUCGCAGUCUAUUCUACCGUUGGUUUAGUGUGGACAAAAGAUCGGGGUGA
Molecule: messenger RNA, 711 nt
Organism: Lachancea lanzarotensis
Lineage: Eukaryota; Fungi; Ascomycota; Saccharomycetes; Saccharomycetales; Saccharomycetaceae
Gene: UIP4
Product: LALA0S13e02476g1_1
Exons: 1
Coding region: 1-711 (236 amino acids)
Source: RefSeq, a predicted model, not a curated record